AGAAGAAAAGGGAGGGCAGAAGAGAAGCAGCUCCUGAGUAAAGGGAUCGAAGAAAGUGAUGCCGCUGCUUUUGACCGCUUGAUCACUUUUAACAACUGAGCACUGUCAUGUUAAGAGCGGAUAAAUAGUUUAAUAGGCAGAACUGCAAAACACCAGCUAAACAGCACUCGUGUUCCCCAAAAAGGGGCAUCACAACCAUGGCAACUGCACAGUCUGCUGUAACGUUUGCAGUGUGCAUCCUCAUGAUAACAGAGCUAAUACUUGCCAAGAAGGACUAUUAUGAUAUACUGGGAGUGCCUAAAGAUGCUACUGAGCGUCAGAUAAAAAAAGCUUUCCACAAGCUUGCAAUGAAACAUCACCCAGAUAAGAACAAGAGCCCUGACGCUGAAGUGAGAUUCAGAGAAAUUGCUGAAGCUUAUGAAACUUUAUCAGAUGAAACCAGAAGAAGAGAAUAUGACCAGUUUGGUUACACCUCUGCGUACUUUAGUGGGGAGACGGAAGGCAGACAUAGACAAGGUGCCCACCAACCUUUCAGCUUCAACUUUGAUGACAUUUUCAAGGACUUUGACAUUUACAGCCAGAACAGGCACGCUCGCCACCGAAGACACUUUGAUGAACACUCAAGGUACCACAAGGAGUCCCACAGCAGACAUAAGAGACAUUUUCAAGGAGGUUUUGGAGCAGGUAUCUUUGAUGACAUGUAUGACGACAUAGAGCGAAUGUUUACCUUUGACAGACACACCAAACAGACUGACAACAGGUUUCGUGGUGCAUCGAAACAACACUGUAGAACAGUGACACAGCGCAGAGGAAAUAUGGUAACCACAUACACAGACUGUACUGCAUCUUAAGAUGCAAUGUAAAAUUACAUCUGACUCAAAAUUGCUUUAACGGUAUACAAUACUGUUGUAUUGAUAAGGUAAUGGAAAGCCACAUGGUUCAAAUACUAUGAAAUUUGAGCACUGACCUUGAUAUCUGAUAUUCAGGCACAGGAUGGCAAACAGUGAACACUCAGUUUUCUUAGGUCUAAAUUCAAAUAAGCUAAUAAUGGUGUGUGUGUGUGUGUGUGUGUGUGUGUGUGUGUGUGUGUGUGUGUGUGUGUGUGUGUGUGUGUGUGUGUGUGUGUGUGUGUGUGUGUGUGUGUAGUGACGCGCGCGCAUUGACUUGUACAUGAUUGUAGUAGUUUUUCAUUUAUUGUUGAAAUGAGCUGAUAGAGUAUUUUGUCAGUGUUUUUUAAGCACCUUCUUUAAUAGUGUAAAGUUACUGUUUGGAAAAAUAUGUGUCAGUUCACCACUAGUUCACUACUUCCACUCUGUUAUUUUUUACAGUUUUUGGUUUCCUUUUUUAUAGUUUUUGCCAUUGUGCGUCUAAAAAAACAAAAAACAAAAGGUAAAAACAAUAGCAGCCCGUGGAGUUUUUGCUUAUGUCAGCAAUGUCAACAAAAAUCUGUGACCCUCUACAUGUUUGCUUGUUUAACUGCUGUUUGUACUACAUUGUGUUGAAAUAUUCAUGUACCCUACACUGCCAGUCACAUGUUUUGAACACCAUAUAUUUGAGCAUUUGUAGUUAAAUCCGCAUCAAUGCAGUUGUAAAGUAAUUUUAAAUAUCUGUAUUUAGGCUAUCUUUAAUAAAAAAAAAAGUCACAGACAUUUCUGAGUUCUGAAUCACACUCAAUAUUUUCUGGAUGAAGAGUAAUACAUUUAAAUUUCCAGUUACAAUGCUUGAAAUGUAGCCAAAAAUCCUAAAAUGUGAAUAAAAACUUUUGACUGGCAUGGCAGACAAACUUCAAAGAAUGUUCUAUUUGUAACUUGCAGAGGACGAAUUUAACUGUACGUUGACUACAGUAUGUACUACUGUAUAUGUUUCAUGACUUCUUAUUGUACUAGUCACACGGUUUAUUUUUUUUAAAUUUAUUUUAUAUAACAGUGUAAAAUAUUGCUUUUUUUUAUCAACAGUGUAAGAAUACUGCAGUGCUACAAUGCUGAAUAAAUGCCGUAUGUUUAAGUAUAUACAAGCAUCAAUGUUCAGCACAUUCUCUGAAUCUGGUGAUGGCUACUCACCAGUGUUAACAAGCUAGUUGAUACAACCCCCCAAUAUAUUGUUUUCCUAACAUAUCAUCUGUUACCUCAUACUUUAAAACUGUACAGUUACAUGCUUCUUUUACAUUGUAGUGUGCAAUAUUUAUGAUAUAAUGCACUAUGAUAGUGUUGUUUAUACUAAAUGGCACUUUCAAUUGUGUAUAAAUGCGUUUUAAGAAAUAAAACCUCUUUACUUAUUUUUGAGCGAGA
Messenger RNA from Perca fluviatilis (European perch), 2288 nucleotides. It is a transcript of the gene dnajb9a, whose product is annotated as DnaJ heat shock protein family (Hsp40) member B9a. Gene Ontology annotation, molecular function: protein-folding chaperone binding; misfolded protein binding. The record is from RefSeq and is a predicted model, not a curated record. The transcript is spliced from 3 exons. Lineage: Eukaryota; Metazoa; Chordata; Actinopteri; Perciformes; Percidae. Gene Ontology annotation, cellular component: endoplasmic reticulum. The coding region runs from base 198 to 851 and encodes 217 amino acids.